Messenger RNA from Chironomus riparius, 1633 nucleotides. NCBI's taxonomy places the organism in Eukaryota, Metazoa, Arthropoda, Insecta, Diptera, Chironomidae. The record is from the annotation of a GenBank genome assembly.
UCAUUGCAUGCCAUCAGACUAUGGCGGCAGUUUGCAAUCAUUUGAUGAGCUUCAUUCUAAAAAUGUUGAAACGUUAAUGUCAAUGAAGGAAUAUUAUUACUUAGAAGAGCUACAUUGCAAAUCAGUAAUAGAAAAAUCAAGUCUUUAAAUCUGCUAUUCUAAAAUAUCAUAAGAAAGUUCAAAGAUGCAAUGUUGUCAUCAAAUAUCUACAGAACGGUGGUUUGACAUUUUUAAGUUUUGUAAAUAAAGGAGCUUAAUAAAAUUUAUAAAAACUUAACAAAUCAGUUAACAUAACAUUUUCCUCGCCUAGCCCAUUAAAAUACAAAUGUGAUAAGUGUGCAAAUCAUCAACAUACUGAAGAAAUAUUGUGAUUCACACAGGCGGAUCCCUAAAGAAUAAAUAAGCAUCAAUGAAAGAAUUCAAAAAGAAUCAAACUUGUCUAACAUUUAAUAGCUUAAAUAUUUUAUAUGCAUUUUUGACAUUAGAAAAUAAUAAGAAUGUUUUAAAUAAUGUCAGUUCUAUUUCAGUUCUGUACACGAUCGGAUGCUAUUCUGAAAUAGUUUAAAGAGUGUAGAUUUUCACUAUUUGACAUUAAAAAAAAAAGAUGGAACUAGAAGAAGCCAUUGAAAUUAUUAAAACAGUUUUGGAUGAAGCAUUUGACUAUGAAGAAUCAUUAAAAAGAGAAAAUAUUGAUCACAAUGAUGUUGUAAAGCUUAGGGAAAUUGUUGCUAAUGCCCCACAUGUGCCUAAAUUAAUCUAUGAUAAGCUUCUUAUUGUGUUUCUAAAAGGAAACAAAUGUGAUGUAAAUGCAGCAGCAAAGUGUAUUGAAAAAUACUAUGAAUUGAAAGUUACAUCGCCAGAGUUUUUUUGGGCUCGGAAUUUAGAAUUACCAGAACUAGAAUUUGCCUCGAAAGUACAUCAAAUGACUACAUUGCCUAUUUCUCCUGACAAUUGUUACGUAAUACUCCUUCGAUUGGUUGAUACGGAUCCCCAAAAUUAUUAUUAUGAUGAUCUUUUUAAGCUAUUCGCGAUGAUGGGAGAGAAUGCAGUAAUGACUUAUGGACCUCGAGAUGGAUUAAUUUUUGUCUACGAUUUUUCUGGAUCUAGUUUUGGACAUCUGUUGCGUCCAAGUAUAAGUUCUAUAAUCAAGUGUCUUGAUUUUGUUCAAAAUGGAAAUCCUAUAAAAGUGAAAGCAAUUCACAUCUUAAAUGCAACAAAUUUAGUUCAAAUUUUAAUUUCUAUGUUAAAACCAUUUAUGAGAAGUGAGCUUGUUAAUUCCAUUCAUACGCAUCUAUCGGAUAUGGACUAUGAAGAAUUUUAUGAGAACCAUCUUCCUCGACAUUGUUUGCCAGCUGAUUAUGGAGGUGAGCUUCAAUCUAUGGAAACUUUACAUUCACAGAAUUUAGAAAAAAUCGCCUUACUGAAGAAAUAUUGGAUAUAUGAAGAAGAUCAUUUGAAACAAAAAUUUGACAAAUUUACAGACGAACUUUGUGAAAUUGUACAAAUAACACCAUACGAUCAAUGCUCAAGAUUGUGAUGUUCUAUUUUGGGAUUGGAAAAAUACUAUUGAUAAAUUAAAAUAUUAGGACAUUUGGGGAUGGGAAUAGUUUACACAAAUUUAUUUUGGUUUCUU